GAAUGGAUUGGGAGAAAUAAUCCCUGGAUAAAAAUUCUGUUUGAAGCUGAUUCCACUAAAGGAUCUGUCAGUAUGCCUGCUUUAGCAAAAUUCAUUUGGAUCUUUCUGACUAUCCAAUUGACUCUUAUUUUCAUUGCAGAAGCCCAAAACGUUCAUUUCAAUUUCCCUUCCUCUGGUGAUGAUGAUGAUAUUCAAUUACUUGAAGAUGCCCAUCUCUCUGAGUCUGGGCAAGGAAUAGAACUGACAAAGAGUAGGCUUCACGACGAUUUCAAUUGGAGCAUGGGUUGGGCGAUUUACAAAAGACCAGUUGAAAUAUGGUGUAAAUCUUCUGGGGCCCUUGCAAGCUUUCAAUCCUACUUUCAGUUCAAACUAUACCGUGGAACCCAAACGAAAAUUGACUAUUAUGCUGAUGGUCUUACAUUCUUCAUGGCUUCUUCAUCCCAACCACCACAAAACGGAGCAGGUAUGUGGCUUGGACUGUUCAACAGUACAACCAAUGGUAAAUCAUCGACCCAAAAAGUUGCUAUUGAAUUUGAUACAUUCAAGAAUGCAAUAAUAGAUGAAUACUAUGGCUUCAAUGCCAAUGAUCCGGAUGAUAAUCAUGUGGGGAUAGAUAUCAAUAAUAUCUCUUCUGCGAAGACUGUUUCUUUGUCUCAUAGGCUUAACAGCGGAGAAACUUGGGAAGUGUGGAUAGAUUUUGAUGGGCGACUUAGGUGGCUCCAGAUGUUUAUGGCUCAUAACAGAUCAAACUUUAGUUCUCCUCGUCCACAACAUCCAACGCUUAGCUACUCUCUAAAUCUCUCAGAUUUUCUUCCUGAAAAGGUCACAAUUGGCUUCUCUGCUUCAACAGGACUUUCCAAUCAGAUGCACAAUCUUAUCUCAUGGAAUUUCUCAAGCCAAACCAGUUGGAACCAUGAUAAAGGGCGACUUUUCACUAUAAUCAUCUCUCUGGCGAUCAGCUUCGUGGCCAUGGUUGUGGUUAUACUUCUCGUAAGUGCUGCAAUCUGCAAGUUUAAUAAGAAAACGGUAAAAUCAGAUAGAGACUUAAACAUUCCAGAUCCUAACAGUCUGAAGAGUGAUGGAGAUUUAGAAAGAGUUGAGGAGCUGGAAAAUCCCAAUAGAAGCCCUCGGGUGUACAGUUAUGAAGAGCUAAGUAGAGCGACUGCUGGCUUUAGAGAAGAUUUAGUACUCGGAAAGGGAGGAUUCGGAAGGGUUUACAAAGGAAGACUAGAGGAUGGAGAAAUAGUGGCGGUGAAGAGAAUUUAUCAAAACUCUGAGGAAGGGCUUAGACAAUACGAAUCAGAAAUUGCAAUAAUUGACAGCCUGUCACAUCCUAAUUUGGUUCCCCUUCUGGGAUGGUGCCAUAACAGAAACGGCGAAUUUGUUCUGGUUUACGAGUAUAUGUCCAAUGGCAGUCUGGACAAAUAUUUGUUUGCUGGAGAAGCUCAGCUUCGGGCUCUGAGUUGGAAUGAGAGAUUCAGUAUAGUCUGCGACUUAGCUUCGGCUCUUCUCCAUCUCCAUGAGAAAUCAAGCCCCCAAGUUCUGCAUAGAGACAUCAAAUCUAGCAAUAUAAUGUUGGACUGCAACUUUGUGGCACGACUUGGAGACUUUGGUUUGGCUCGCCUGAUGGAGCACGAUAACACGUCUCGCUACACGAAACCUGGUGGCACCAUGGGUUAUAUCGCGCCAGAGUGCUUUCAAAAAUUGAGGGCUAGCUCGGAAUCAGAUGUCUUCAGCUUUGGUGCAGUGGCUCUGGAAAUUGCCAGUGGAAGGCCCGCGUUCGACAGAGGACUUACGUUUUGUAAUAUGAGUUUGGUGAACUGGGUUUGGAGUCUGCAUGAAAUGGGACACAUACUUGAUGCAGCUAGUUCUUGAAGCAUUAAAAUUUGAAGCUGAAGUGCCUAUUCUCCCAUGCAGAAUACCUGGAGAGCCUCAUUGAUCUAUGAAAAAGAGGUUGAAGUUUUUCAGAUCUUUCCUCUGUAUGUGUACCUGUGAUAUAGAGUAGUCUUUUUUAGCCAUAACUAUCAAUGCUGAUAAGUUGCACUUAUCAAUGUGAAAAAAAGUCUCUAUAAAUAUAUGUAUGUAGAUAUCCAAGUGUCAUGUACUUCUAUUGAACCGAUUGACUAGUGUAAAAAGAAGUCUCAAAAAAAAUAUUUAUGUAGAUAUCCAACUCUCAUAGUAUUUCUAUUAAAUCAAUUGAAAGUGUAAAAAUGUAUCUAGAU
Messenger RNA from Cryptomeria japonica (Japanese cedar), 2222 nucleotides. RefSeq names its product L-type lectin-domain containing receptor kinase IX.1-like. Lineage: Eukaryota; Viridiplantae; Streptophyta; Pinopsida; Cupressales; Cupressaceae. The record is from RefSeq and is a predicted model, not a curated record. The coding region runs from base 73 to 1875 and encodes 600 amino acids. Gene Ontology annotation, molecular function: ATP binding; carbohydrate binding; protein kinase activity. Gene Ontology annotation, cellular component: plasma membrane. The transcript has 2 exons. Gene Ontology annotation, biological process: protein phosphorylation.